Tachysurus fulvidraco (yellow catfish) is the source of this 1088-nucleotide messenger RNA. RefSeq names its product FXYD domain-containing ion transport regulator 3-like. Bases 172 to 444 code for a protein of 90 amino acids. The record is from RefSeq and is a predicted model, not a curated record. Gene Ontology annotation, molecular function: sodium channel regulator activity. Lineage: Eukaryota; Metazoa; Chordata; Actinopteri; Siluriformes; Bagridae. Gene Ontology annotation, biological process: regulation of sodium ion transmembrane transporter activity. The transcript is spliced from 8 exons. Gene Ontology annotation, cellular component: membrane.
GCCCACUCACAGAGAGAGAGAGAGAGAGAGAGAGAGAGAGAGAGAGAGAGAGAGAGACCUGUUGAGGUGUCACAGGGUAAAACAGGGUGUUGGUUUUGACUUAUUCAGAUCUCCAGUUUGUUUGAACCUGUUGAACGAGUCUCGGUCGUGCAGAGGUGAAGCCACGUCACCAUGGCGCAGAUUUUGUCAAUCAUCUUAAUCACACUUUUCACCCUCGUCUCAGCCGAGGAUCCGCAGCAAAAAGACGAUCCCUUCACGUUCGAUUAUCACCAGCUGCGUGUUGGAGGGCUCAUCAUGGCUGCGGUGUUGUGUCUGAUCGGCAUUACUAUCCUCUUCAGUGGACACUGCAGAUGCAAGUUUAACCAGGACAAGAGGAGGAGGACAGGAAGUAACGCAGCCGCUCAACAGAUGCUCAAUGACACAGCACGAGCAAGUGAUUGUUAAACGCUCCUGCUGGACCUCUCAGUGUCCAUCUGACUGACGGAGAACAUCGAAGAUCCUACGGACGAUUAUUCCACCACGACACAAUACAUAACAAUGGGCCCUUUAUUAUCAUAACAUAUAAAUGUGAUCUAUUUUUUAUAUUAUUAUUAUUAUUAUUAUUAUUAUUAUUAUUAUUAUUAUUAUUAUUAUAUUCACCCUGUUGGCUGCUUUCGUGGCUCCUCGUCUGGAAACUUGUUCCUGUGCUUUUGUCAGAUGUUCAUUUCAUCAACUGAACCAAUAACCAUAAACAUCACCAUAAUGUGAGGUUUUGUCUUUAAUGUGUUUAAUAAAAUGUCUGUUUUUUUUAGAUCACAUGACACUCAGCUUAUAACCAAAAAUGACAAGCAAUCGAUCCACAUGUCUUUUCUUUCUUUCUUUCUUUCUUUCUUUCUUUCUUGUCAAGUCGGUGAUCCACAGUGUUGUAUGUUGCGCUUCAUAGUUGAAUGUUUGACCAAUGAAACAUUUAAUCCUGAUUUAAUAAAACGUACUUUUAUAGAGCAUCAGCUUCAAGUAGAUUGUUCGUCAUGUGAUUGUCAUGUCGUCGUUUCUUUUUUUCUUUUAAAUAAGAAUAUUGUCCACAUUUGCUGACUAAAACACUAAAACAA